This is a messenger RNA of Alternaria ventricosa, 828 nucleotides long. RefSeq lists its product as uncharacterized. The record is from RefSeq and is a predicted model, not a curated record. The transcript has a single exon. Lineage: Eukaryota; Fungi; Ascomycota; Dothideomycetes; Pleosporales; Pleosporaceae. The coding region runs from base 1 to 828 and encodes 275 amino acids.
AUGGUGUACUCUUAUUUGAACUUCCCUGUCGGAGGCUAUAUCUGGAUCGACUGCCCCGGCCGCUGGCACAACAGCUGCUCUCAUGCGUCACACUUCAGCCUCUACUCCAAUGGCAAGCGUUCAUGGAUGCGGCACGCAAGCAACGGGGUAUUCCAAGUGCGCCGAAAGAUUGAGAAAUUACAAUUCUCCCGAAAGUACUCGAGCUUGUGUCACGUGCGCGCUUGUCUCGUUAAGACUGAUAACGAUGACGAUGACGAUGACGAUUCAUCAGAUGAAGACGACUACUUUGAGUCUUGGGAGGAGAACAGGAACUGGUGCCUGGCGGAGAGGAAUAUACUCGGCGUGAACAAGGAGAUCCGAUCCGAGCUGAUGGAUCUGGUGUUUGGACGCACUGAGAUCGAUUUCGACGAUGUGCUGACAUUGAAGCACUCUCCUCAGGGUCCUUUUGCGUUAUAUCCUCGCGUCCAAUGGCCAGAUACGGUGUUCUGGCUGCGCCUUCUCCCUUCGACAUUGGCGCACAUGACAUCGAUUACCAUUCCGGGGAAGAGUUAUGUGGAAGACUACCGGUCUCUUUCCUUCAUCGCUACAUACGCGAUUAACUUGCGACGAUUGACUUUCGUAUGGGCAAGAUACUACAACAACAUCGACAUGGCCAACCGCCUAGUGGAGACGCUCCAGCAUUUUGAUAGGAUUGCAAAGAAGCUCCAGACGCUGCGAUUUGUGGUAAAAGGGUACAAGUCAACCAGAAAAGAUCAGGAGUUUAUACUAGAAAAGCCAGAGUAUGGGUUUACCGAGUCAAAUAUUCGGAGGCUGGUGCACGGGAUAUGA